Messenger RNA from Hydra vulgaris (swiftwater hydra), 1512 nucleotides. The record is from RefSeq and is a predicted model, not a curated record. Lineage: Eukaryota; Metazoa; Cnidaria; Hydrozoa; Anthoathecata; Hydridae.
UUAUUAAUAACUCUGUUAUUAACAGAGUUAUUAAUAAAGAAUAUCGAAAAAUUGAAACCUGAAAAGUACUGGCAAAAAUAAAUUAUCAAGAGUAUGUGAAAUUCUAUCAUAUUUGCAUUUUUAUUUUCAUUUUGUUGACACCUCUGUGUCAGGUCAUGGUAGUGUCACCAGGUGCUGCCCGUACCUCCUAGUGACGCCACUGACUUGUCUACAAAUUUUUGUUUGGGUUUAAUUUAAUUAUUUACAAAGUAUUUAUUACCGUUAAAACAAUUAAAAAAAGAUGAGCUCUUAUACUUAAAAUAGCUUUUAUCUACAAGUAUAAAAGUGUGAUUGCCCUGAUUAGCUUUAAAUGUAAAGUACAUCACCAUCGGCCCACUGAGCACAGUAUAUAACGCUAAAGUGCUAACAUUGCAAAGUUUAACGAAUAAAUUAAAAACAGAGUAUAACGUUAUGAUUGGAAUACCUGUAUUGCUGUCAGUUAUACAAAUUCAUUUACAUUAGGUGUUAGAAUGAAUUUAUUUAGAUAGUGUUGCAACAAUAACAAAAAAUGAGUUGCAAGAUUCCUUCAUUAAACCUUGUGAGAAUUUAGUCUGUAACAAUUUCAAAAUGUUAAAAAAGUUAAACAUUGAAUUUAAGAACUUGGAAGCUUCUUCUUUAGUUUUAGAUAAUGUAUUAAAAUAUAGUAAUUAUAUUCAAAAAAAUGAAAAUAAAAAAAAUUUAAUCAAAUUAAUAAAACAAAUUGAUGUGAAUGAUAAAAACCACGGUGUUAAAAAUGUUCAUAAAAGAUCGAUAACCAAUGUAUAUUAUGAUGAAAUGUCUAGAUUUGCACAAAAUCAAUCCUGCGGACAGAAAAAUCAAACCUGUAGGCAGAAAAAGAAAUAUAAAUGGAAAAUAAACCAAGAUCAAAGUGUUUUAUUGCAAAAACAGUUUUAUGGAUACGCUUUUCUACUAUCAAGUUGUAAAGAUUGUGUACAGGUUAUUCAUGAUCAAAAUAAUUAUACUGUACAAAAAUUAACUUUGCAAAAAAUGAAAAAUAGCAACAAAUUAGCUAAUAAAAGUAAUGAGGAUAGAUAUCAAGUUUACAAUGAACUUGAAUUGAAACGAAAGAAAAAUGACCUUAUAUUACAGAAUUAUAUAAAAAAACAUUAUGAUUUUGCAAAGUUGGCACAAAAAUCUAAAAAAGAAUAUGAAUUUGCAGUAAACUUUAGUUGUCAGAGUAAUUCAAUUACAAAUGUUAUAAAAAGGCAUGAAAGAUCUAAAUUUAAAGAAGGUAUUCUUGAAUCACGUCUUAGUCAUGUAAAGCAUUCAAAAAACAAAGCAUCUGUGAAAAAAAGCAUUUUGAAAUCAAAGCAAAUGGAUUUGUUGAACUUGCCUAUAUAUGAUUAAUCUUUUAAUGUUUUUAAAUAUUUCAAUGUUCCAUGUAAUGUAAUUUAUUGUUUUUAUUUAUGACUUUAAAAAUGUAAAUUAAUAAUGUGAUAACAAAAUAAUUUUAUAGCACUAAUAUUUAUUUAU